AUGUUACUCGUGGACCGAGUACACCGCCUGCCUAGACCAAGAUUCCUACCAGAAACUGCACCGCGGGAUGUGCUGCUGCGCAUGCAUUAUUACCAUGUUAAAGAAAUUAUACUAAAGUCAAGCAUAAAUAAAGUGACACCACUGGAAGGUUAUCCAAACCUGCUGAUCUUCGCUGAUCUCUCGGCGUCCACUCUCCGUAGAAGGAAAGAGUUUGCUCCAGUCGCCAACUCCGUAAGAGCUCACAGCCUUAGAUUUAGAUGGGGCUUUCCCACCAAAAUGUUGGUGACGAAAGACAACGCCACCCAAGUCAUCACAUCACCUGAAGAUGGACUUCGCAAGCUACAGUCCUGGGGAUUUAUGGACCAAAGACCGGAGCAUCACACUCCACCUACCAGGCGCAUCACACUGGACUGGCACAAAACAUGA
Molecule: messenger RNA, 426 nt
Organism: Pelobates cultripes (western spadefoot toad)
Lineage: Eukaryota; Metazoa; Chordata; Amphibia; Anura; Pelobatidae
Source: the annotation of a GenBank genome assembly